GUGGACUGUUGGGCGAUCCUGGCAUUUGCAGCGAGCGGAAAGCCCACAUGUAACACGUCCCUACAAACCGGCGAUCCGCACCCGUAGAUCCGCCUGAGGUAGGCAGACAUCAGAACUGAAGAUGGACGAAGCGCAGAAUUCAAGCAACGGGUCCGACUUCGUGGACGGCGCGUGGAACGACACCGACGCGUGGAACGACACGGGCGCGGGGCGGUCGGCGCUGAAGCACGGCCUGGGCGUGACGGUGGUCCUGGUGCUGGGGUACGUGCUCGUCUUCGUCAUGUGCGUGGCCGGGAACGUCCUGGUGUGCGGCAUCAUCGCCAAGAACCGCAACCUCCACACCGUCACCAACUCCUUCAUCUUCAACCUGGCCCUGGCGGACCUGCUGGUGGCCCUCAUCUGCAUGCCCGUGACCCUGGUCUACACCAUCAUAUACAAUUGGCCGUUCGGUGACGUCAUCUGUAAGCUGUCCAUCUUCAUGCAGGGGGUGUCUGUAGGAGCCUCCGUCUUCACACUGGUUGCCGUGGCAACGGACAGAUACUUCGCGGUUGUCCGCGUGCCGAAGGGGAAGAUCAACGGGAAACAAGCUACAGUCAUCAUCUCAGUGAUCUGGAUCCUGUCCAUCACUGUGUCCGUGCCUCAGGCCGUAGUCCUCCACGCGGAGUAUGACCCAGUCUCUGACAUCGUCAGCUGUACCGAGAGAUGGCCGAAGCCUACCGAGCGCGCCUACUACACCCUGGCGCUGUUCAUCCUGCUCUUCGUGGUGCCGCUCCUCGCCAUCGGCUACAUGUACAUCCGCAUCGCCACCAACAUCUGGUACCGCCCCGCCACCAUCGCCGUCAGCACCCGCUCCAACACCGAGCAGGCGGACGCCAAGAAGAUCUGGGUCAUCAAGAUGCUGGUGGUGGUGGUCAUCCUGUUCAUCGUCUGCUGGCUGCCCCUGCAGAUCAUCGCACUGGUCACCGACUUCGGCCACCUCAGCUUGAACGCCAUGACGGUCAUCUACAUGAACGUGUACCCGGCCUGCCACUGGCUCUUCUACUUCAACAGCGCCAUGAACCCGGUCGUCUACGGCUACUACAACAAGAACCUCCGCCGCAUCUGCAACGAGAAGCUGCGCAAACACAAGGCCAAGAAGACGCGGAAGACAGCCCAGGGCGUGGCCUACAACCUCCGGGACAUCUCCCAGGCCUCACAUCUCCUCAAGAAGGACACCUCUGUCAACACUGUGCAAACUAUGGUCAACAGCACACCAGACUAGUCCAACUGGUAAAGACGAGGAACAUGAUAAAAACCCGAAAAUUGAAGAAUAGGCAUUACUCUUUUGAUUUGCCGUAAUAAGGUCUAGGAGAAAAUGUUGUUUUCAAUUUCAGUCCAGGAAAAAUAGGGUCAGUGGGGAUUCUCUUUUAUACAUCAUUCAUUUUUUUCGUAGAUCUAACAAUACAGUUUAACAAUGUAAAACUGAUAUGCAUCAGGACCAGGGCAGUCUCCAGGACCCGUCACUCCGUUUGUUUGUGGAGAAUUGGCACUGGAAGAUUGUUGAGUUUUUGCUACGGUCGGUCGGGAAACCGGCAACACAACAUUUUUUCCUAGGUCUAACCCAUUUUCGAUGAACAUCCAAGCUACCAAGCCAAUGACUACAUCGUCCACCAAAACAAAAUUUUCAGUACGUACAUUUUCAAAAAAAUUCAAAAGGGUAGCCGUCGUGAACACAGUAACGUAUUCCUUGAACAAAACCCCUUAAACGACCUGGUCUUUUAAUAUCCAUGAGCGAUAUGUCAUAGUUUUCUAUGUCCCACAGUAAUCAAGCGUGAAAAAAGCGAACCUUUCUGUGUUUGUAGAAAGCGUAUCAAAAUUUGUGUAGAAUUAUAACAAGAAGCCAUAGGCGACAAUUCUCCGUGAAGUAUUAUAUUUUGCAACAAAAAGAAGUAGCCAUUGGC
Molecule: messenger RNA, 1940 nt
Organism: Branchiostoma belcheri (Belcher's lancelet)
Lineage: Eukaryota; Metazoa; Chordata; Leptocardii; Amphioxiformes; Branchiostomatidae
Product: neuropeptide FF receptor 2-like
Exons: 5
Coding region: 122-1261 (379 amino acids)
Biological process (GO): G protein-coupled receptor signaling pathway
Cellular component (GO): membrane
Molecular function (GO): neuropeptide Y receptor activity; peptide binding
Source: RefSeq, a predicted model, not a curated record